This is a messenger RNA of Labeo rohita (rohu), 5435 nucleotides long. RefSeq names its product centrosomal protein 85, like (gene cep85l). Gene Ontology annotation, cellular component: centrosome. The record is from RefSeq and is a predicted model, not a curated record. Lineage: Eukaryota; Metazoa; Chordata; Actinopteri; Cypriniformes; Cyprinidae.
GACUGUGAUUGCGUUUCUUCGCGGAUCUCUGGAGGGAGCUGCAGGCAGUGAGAUCACAUCCUCGCGAUGCAGCUGCCAGCGAGUCAUAGAGCGAAUACUAGUUCAUAACUCCGGCUCAAAUCUGCGACAUACGCGCCAGCCUUUCGGGACUACCGCGUAGCGACAAAUACACGCUUCGAUUUCAGAUUCUACACGCAGGUUCUUCCAGUCAUUCGUGGCUAUGGAAUGCGGUUUCACUUAAAUACCUCCCCCUUCUUCUUGGUGGGCUCUCGCAUUUUGUCUCGGCUCGUUGUGUUGGAUCUAUCGGUUCAGUGUGUGCGACCGAGCGCGAUGUGGGCCAGGAACGAUUUUGAGGACGGAUUCGACGCUUAUAAGAUAGGUUCGAGCACGUCCUCUCCUGGAUGGGUCCCAGGCUGCGACUCGGCAUGGCAAGCUUCUUCUUCCGCCACUGGCAUUAGCAGCCGCGGGCGACGUCACAGCGCUGCCUCGGACAGUGGCGAUACCGGCAUCGGGACCUCGUGUUCUGACAGCGUAGAAGACCACUCCAGUUCCAGCGGCACAUUGUCCUUCCAGCCUCUGCGCUCGCAAGGUCCCAUCCCCACGGCCCACGUCAUGCCAUCUCCGUCCAGCUCCAAACUCAGCGCGCCCUCUGCCCCCACCAGCCCCUGGAGCAGCUGCCAGCUCCCUUCUUCCCUCGACAGCCCCCUGGACAUGAAAGACCCCCGGCCGGUGCGCCGCUGGUCCUCCCUGACCCGUCUCACCGGCCAGGAAAAGUCCACCCCUUCCGGGAGACCGUCGUACCGCAUGGACCCUCACGGCUCCCUGGAUCGCAGUGUGCUCUACGGCUACCGACAGGACCCUCUUUAUUCAGACGGCUAUCUCUCUGAGAGCCUGCACAAACUUUCCACCAACUCUGACUUUACUAAAUAUGACCUGGGCAGCAGUAACACCCUGGGUAAAACGGACUCGUCUUGCUCCUCUCCGCUCAAGCCCAGCACGUUAGACCUCACCUAUAGUGCCUUACCAGAGAGCAAAACGCCCACCAUCGGCCUGGCCGGGCCUGGGCAGAGAGGUCCCACACUCAGGCACCAGGCCGUGGGAGGGUCGCCCAUCCAGCCGGCCGUACGGACUCAGAUGUGGCUGAGCGAGCAGAUGGAGUACCGGCCCGGACCGGAGGGAUGCGGAUCGUGGCAGCAGGAACAGCAGCAGCGAGAGCGACUACGACAGGAAACAGAACUCCCACAGAUGCUGGGUGGAACGUCUCUCCCUGUCAAUACCCUGGUAAAGAUUAAGGAGGGACUCCUGAGGCAGAGGGAACUGGAGAUUGACCGGCAAAAGCAGCAAAUCCUCCAGCUUCACGCAAGGAUCAGGGAAAACGAGUUAAGGGCACAGCAAGUCCUCCAAAACCAGAGGGGGCGCUACGAUGACUCGUAUCUGCUCAAAGCUAAGGACUCUCCGUAUGACAGUCCGGUAUCCAGCCAGAGUCCGAAAUCCCAGCUGCCGGAGCGCGUGAGCCCACUGUGCUGUGAGAACGGAGAGCUGGGCCGAAAAUUAGCCGCGGCAGAGCUGGAGGUCAUCCACCUCAGCGAAUUUCUCAAACAAAACACACAGAAAUACACUGAGGAUAUCAAGAAACUGGAGGAAAAGAUGAAAACACGUGACCGCUACAUCAGCAGUCUGAAGAAGAAAUGCCAGCGGGAACAGGAGCAGAAUCAAGAGAAGCAGCAGCGCAUUGAGACGCUGGAGAAGUACCUGGCAGACCUGCCCUCGCUGGACGAGGUCCAGACACAGGCUCAGCAGUUGCAGGAAGUGCAGGGCAAGAAGCAGGCUUUGGAGGACACCGUCGCCCAGCUGGAGAAAACCCUGGAGGAAAACCGAGCUCUGCUGCAGGAGAAAGACGCCCUCAUCGAGACCCAGUCCAAGCGGGAGAAAGAGCUCGUGGCUGCUGUUCAAAGCCUACAAGAGAAAGUGGAGAAGUGCUUGGAGGAUGGGGUACGGCUGCCCAUGCUGGACCUGAAGCAGCUGGAAAGGGAAAACACUCGCCUGCUCGAACAACAGAGCCAGAACAGCCUGCUGAUUGACAAUCAGAAGCAGCAGAUUGACAAACUCACUCCAGAGAUGUCGGCCCUGGAAAAGAAGUUGCAGAGGGAGAGGGGAAUCACGCAGGAGCUCCGCAAACAGCUCUUGGAACGCGAGGAAGAACUUGAAACCCUCUCCAAAACUCUUCAGCAGAACCAAAGACGGCCAGACGAGGAGACGCUGAAUGUGACCUCCGGGUCCUGUCUGAAGGAGGCCGGACCCCUGUUGAAGGAGAUGUCCCUGUGUCUGCUGGAUCUGAAGGGCCUGUGCAGUGUGCUCACACAGAGAGCUCAAGGCAAAGAGCCCAACCUGGCCCUGCUGCUUGGCAUCAAAUCUAUGAGCUGCUCGGCGGAGGAAAACGAGAAGCCGCUGAUGGAGGACGGCUUGCGGGCCAAGCUGGUGGAGGUGUGCCAGCUGAGGAAAGACAUAGACGAGCUGCGGACGGUCAUCUCGGACCGAUACGCGCAGGACAUGGGUGAAAACUGCGUGACGCAAUGAGGCUUCCCUUUCCACCUUCCCAGAGCUCAUAAAGGGAAAAUAAAAUCAACCUGAUGGAAACAAACAAGGUCUUUCUGACUACUAACGGUUGGACCAAGCUGUGAAUCCAGUUUACAAGGACGUCUUCGCAACAAGCGUUUUGUUUUUUUGAAUUUUAAAGGAGUUUGAAUGUUUUAAUGUAUUUAUUGAGACUGCUUCUCCUCACACUGUUCCUGUCAGUCGUCUUUAAGGAGAAAGUAGAGCAACUGGUGUCCUAAAGUGCCUUGUGUUCCUGUUUGUGUACCUCCAAACUUCAUGAAGCCAGUGAGUUUUACCCAAAGAAGCUGGUCCAUCAUCUACCCAACAGCUACAGGUCGCAGGUCGACGUUCAGGACGCUCUACAUCGAAACACCGAACAGGAACAGCUUUGAAAGCUUCGAGUUUUGCGUCUGAAGUGUCAUUUGUGUGGUUUAGUAUAUCUGAGCUUCCAUAAAAACUAGCAGUGGUUCAUUUCAAGAUAAACAGCAGAGGAAUCCAGGUUAAUCUAUUCAGGACACCUCAUUUUUAAUUAGAAUAAAAUAUGAGCUGCUUUUUUAACGCUGCAGCACAGUUCACUUCAGAACAGAAGUUGCACAUGUUACGUUCCAAAGGCAGACAGGAAAUGGAAUGUUAUGCACUUCCUGUGACCUCUUAACAUGCUUAUGACAUUUUAUAUACUCCGGAUAACACAUACACUACCAGUCAAAAGUUUUUGAACAGUAAUUUUUUUUUUUUUUUUUUUUUUUUUAAACAAGUCUUCUGCUCACCGAGCCUACAUUUAUUUGAGCCAAAGUACAGCAAAAACAGUGAAAUUGUAAAAUAUUUUUACUAUUUAAAAUAGCCACUUUCUAUUUGAAUACAUUUUAAAAUUCCUGUGGACCAAAGCUGAAUUUUCAGCAUCUUACUCCACUCUUCAGCAUCGCAUGAUCCUUCAGAAAUCAUUCUAAUGUGCUGAUUUUAUUACUAUAACAGUUGAGUAUUUUUUUUUCAGCAUUCUUUGAUGAAUAGAAAGAUGCAGAGAUCAGCAUUUAUCUGCCAUUAAAAAAAAAAAAAAAAAAAACACUGGGUAGUAACCAAAAAUGCUUUAAUUUUUUUUUAAUGCAUUGAGAUCUUAUAGAUUUUAACAUAAUUUUUUUUGCAGUUAAAUGUUUGUGAAUUAGAUUAAAUUUAAGUCUACAUUUAUCCCAAUGUUGCCUUUACAAAACAAUAAAAAUACAUUAAAAUUAAAAUUGGGCAGUUUACUUAAAUUAGAUUUAAAAAUUUAAUUAAAAUUAAAAAAAAAAAAAAAAAGUCUCAGAAUCAAGUUCCUGCAGAUUUUAAAAUAAAUCUAAUUCACAUUUUAAACAUUUAAAAAUAAAAAAAAAAAAAAAUAGAAAGUCUGUCUUUUAAUUCAGUCAUUUAAAAUUUUGUAUACACAUUUACACAUUACAAUAAAAAGACAUUUUGAAAAUGUAUUAUGCAAAGAUCAGCAUUUAUCUGAAAUAAAAAGCUUUUGCAGUAUACCAUCUAAAAGCUUGUUUUUUUUUUUGGAAAAUACAUUUUAGAAAUUAAUACUUUUAGCAAUGACGCUUUAAAUUGACCUAAAGUGAUAAAGACAUUUAUGUUGUUACAAAAGAUUUCCAUUUCAGAUAAACACUGUUCUUCUGAACUUUAUAUUCAAAGAAACCUGAAAAUGAUUUCUGAAGGAUCAUGUGACUAGAGUAAUGAUGCUGAAAAUUCAGCUUUGAAAUCACAGGAAUAAAUUACAUUUUAAAAUAUAUUACAAUAGAAAAGUUAUUUUAAAUAGUAAAAAAUAUUUCAAAAUUUUACUGUUUUUGCUGUACUUUGGAUCAAAUAAAUGCAGGCUUGGUGAGCAGAAGAGACGUCUUUAAAAAAAAAAAUAAAAUAAAAAAUCUUUUGACUGGUAGUGUAUAUUCCUUGUUACUGUUAGGAAUAUGGACAAAAUCAAUGCAAAACGUGUUCACUCAGGUAUUUUAAGCGUUUCUUUUAUUCGUUGUGCUUGAUCUGAAGGGAUUUAAGUGUCAGUAAGUUCAUUUUGACCCCAAGCUCAAUUUUUUAUACAGUAGUUGAUAAAGUCCAGCGAUGCGGUCAUGUCAAGCUGUGCACACGUUAUUUGCACCAAGGUGACGAAUGUUUAAGAUAUUUACAGUACAAGCGUUUAUAUACUGCUUAUGUAUGGUAACUGUAUUCUCAUUGUAUUUAAAGUAUAUUAAGCAUGUUUUCAAAUGUCAUAAUGUGCUCAUAAUAUCUCGUGCAUGUGCGUAGGUUUAGAAUUGUCUUUUUAUUUAACGAAGGGAGUAGAUAAUUAGACGUACGCUGCGCUAUGCAACCUCACGUUAACCAGCAUUUAUGACGCAUUUCUGCAGAUAUGUAAUGUUAUUCUGUGCCUUUACGAAUCUAUGCAGCAUCGAAGGGUGUUUUCUCAUAACUGGCAGAUAUGAGACGUUUCUUUCAUAAAGGUGCAGACGAGCUAAGCCAUAUUUCACAAGCAAUGCAUAUUUAUUCUCAGGCGGAGAGCUGCUCAUGACCUGAUGGAGAAUGUACAGGACAGUGAUUAUUGACAGCUGAUAGCAUGCGGAUUUGUGUAUAUAUGAAUACAAAAGCAAUGUGCACUGAUUGACAUGACCCCACUCACUGUGCACUGGAAGCCACUGGUUGGCUUAACAGUACGUUUCUCAUUAGUCUAUGAAUUCUUAAGCUUUUAAUUUUCCAGCUAGAUUUUACAAAUGCCAAAGGUCUAUUUAUGUACCAUUUUUUUCUCAAGAAGUAUUAACUAUUUUUCCAUUUUGUAAAACGCUUCUCAUUUGUACAAAUGUCAAAUAAAGUAUUUUUCUACAUUG